AUGGGGGUAGGGUUGUUAUUGGCAUGCCACGGAUUGGUCACAGCUUUGGUGGUUGUUUCUUUUCUCUGCGGUCGAUGGCCAAUUUUCGAAGGAACUUUCAUUCAACGCAUUAACUACUUCAUCACUUUCGGUGCUUACGAUUACUUCCUGCGUUUUGUUGGCGCUGUUUUUGGCUCUAAGUGUACGGAUGCGGUGCUUUCUGUUGAAUAUUACUGCUGCGAUCGUCCUAAUCCUCUCUUACAGAUUAUAUAUCUUGUGAUAAUCAGCUUUACAUAUUAUUUCGUUGCCAGCUCUUCCUUUGUGUAUAUCCCUGGAUACUAUUUAAGUGCAACUCACAAGUACACAAGCUUCUUCGCAGCUGCUGUUGGAAUUCUGCUUUUUCUCUUGACCAGCUUUUGUGAUCCUGGCACAAUAAAGGCUGAGAAUGUUUCUCAAUAUCUUGCUGCUUAUCCGUAUGAUAAUAUCAUUUUUUCAGAGAAAGAAUGUUCCACUUGCAAAAUUCCAAAACCUGCUAGAUCAAAGCAUUGCAGCAUUUGUAAUCGCUGUGUUGCACGAUUUGAUCAUCACUGUGGAUGGAUGAACAAUUGCAUAGGGGAGAGAAACACCCGGUACUUCAUGGCUUUUCUUUUAUGGCAUUUCCUUUUAUGUAUGUAUGGAACAGUUGCUGUUUGUUUAAUACUCGCAGGAAGACUAAAAGAAUUGAAAGUUGUUUAUAUUCUAACAGUUUAUUAUGGAAUAGAAAAUUCUUUUUGGGAUUUAGCUCCCCAUGUUGCACAGUGGUUGUUGGGAUCCUACAAUACACAGAUUCUUCUUAUAGUGUUCCUUGCAAUUGUUGGGAUGCUGUUAGCUGGAUUCUCUGGUUACCAUGCAAAGCUUUGCCUUAGCAACACUACCACUAAUGAGACUUUUAAGUGGCAAGAUUACAUGGACUGGCAGAGAAAGUUUAAAGAAGCGCAGGCCAGUGCGGCAGCGCUAAGACAAAGUAUCAGUGGAAUAAACGGUGAAAAAAAACAGCCCAUAUCGAGAAACAAAUGGAAAGCAUUCUUUCGAAGAUCGCCUCUAGAGGAUGUGGUAGUUGUUAAGAAUAAUGUUUAUAAUAAAGGCUUCCUUCACAAUAUUCAGGAGGUUAUUUCACCUCUCUCUACAAGGCAGUCCUUUACACAAACAAAGUUGAAGGAGGUUAUUUCACCUCUCUCUACAAGGCAGUCCUUUACACAAACAAAGUUGAAGUCUAGGUGA
Molecule: messenger RNA, 1239 nt
Organism: Vicia faba (fava bean)
Lineage: Eukaryota; Viridiplantae; Streptophyta; Magnoliopsida; Fabales; Fabaceae
Source: the annotation of a GenBank genome assembly